Branchiostoma floridae (Florida lancelet) is the source of this 2532-nucleotide messenger RNA. Its product is annotated as nephrin-like. Bases 1 to 2532 code for a protein of 843 amino acids. The record is from RefSeq and is a predicted model, not a curated record. The transcript is spliced from 12 exons. Lineage: Eukaryota; Metazoa; Chordata; Leptocardii; Amphioxiformes; Branchiostomatidae. Gene Ontology annotation, molecular function: protein binding.
AUGAUCAGUGGCUUCCAUCAUUUCUUCACAGUUCCCCCCGACCCCAUCCUCACCAUCAGCUUCUACACCACCAGCGUGUCGGAAGGACAGUCCGUCCCACUGACCUGCACGUCCACCCAGGGGAAACCUCCCUCCCAGGUCACGUGGUGGAAGGGUGAUGUGGAGCAGCAACAAGCCGUCUACAACAGCACUCCUAAUGCUAGUACUUACCAAGGAGACGCCAUGAGUGUGCUGACUCUAUCUGUCCAACCUGCCAACAACCAGGAGACGUACCAGUGUAGGGUCAGUCAGCUGGGGAAGGAGCUGGAGCGGCGGGAUUUGCAGCUCAAUGUCAGAUUCAUGACCGAUCCCCCUGUCCUGACCGGCUACUCUAGCCCCAUCUCCAGCGGAGGUUCCCUGAACCUGACUUGUACCUCGGGUAACAGCUACCCUCCAGCCAACAUCACAUGGACCCGGGUGGGAGUGGGGACAGUGGCUGGAACUGACCAACCACAGACAGACGGACAACAUGGCGGAAAAAUCACGUCACAACAGAUCAGUCUUACCAACCUGCAGGCUCGGGACAACGGAGCUCAGUUCAGGUGUACAGCUUCAAACAGUUAUCUGGGACAGAAUUCCAGUCUGAGCAGCUCCGCUGUCUCGAUGGAUGUUAGAUUUUACCUUGAAGGAAUCAACAUUACUGGCCACACCAAUCCCGUGCCAAGCGGAGGUUCCCUGACCCUGACCUGUACCUCGGGUAACAGCAACCCUCCUGCCACCAUCACAUGGACCCGGGUGGGAGGGGUGUCACCAACUGGAACUGACCAACCACAGACAGAUGGACAAUAUGGCGGGAAAAUCACGUCACAACAGAUCAGUCUUACCAACCUGCAGGCUCGGGACAACGGAGCUCAGUUCAAGUGUACAGUCAAUAACUCUGCUGUCAGCCAGAGUGAGGAGAAGACUGUUACUAUUGAUGUACAAUAUGCACCGGCCAACAUCCAAGUGACCUGCAACCUCAUUGGCCUGAGUGACCUGAGGGAGGGUGACACCCUUGUGUGUACCUGUACAGCUGAUAGUAACCCAGCCGCCCAGUACAACUGGACAAAGGACAGCACAACUGGUCCCCUUCCUGCAGGUGCAGUAGUGAACGAAACAGCAGGGACUGUCACCUUCAGCACCCUAGACAGGGCACACAGCGGGGAGUAUAGGUGUGCAGCUAACAACGGUAUCAGUCCUGAGGCAACAAAUAGCAGCAUCACAGUAGAUGUCAACUACCCCACCAGUAUCACCUUCAUCACUCCCCCUGUGACUGUUGAUGAGUAUGAUGACGUCAACCUGACCUGUACAGCUGACAGCAAUCCUGAACCUGAACCAGGCAGCUUCAGCUGGGCCUACAUAGACGGUACAACUCUAGCGGGCACUGCAAGUGAGGAUGGGUUCAGCUUUACCACAAACAUUGCAGUCAUCACUUACCAACAGGCGGGGACGUACACAUGUACAGCUGGCAACGGGAUUGGUGCUGCCGCUUCUGCAGGGACUAAUGUUACUGUGGAAUACCCUCCCAAGUUCUACCCUUCCACUGGCCCCUACCCAGCAGCUGUUGGUGCAGACGUCUCCAUGGAGUGUUCUGCCUUCGCUGUGCCCAACAAUAUCAUCUUCAGCUGGUCCAAGAAUGGAACAACUCUGACAAACUCCAGCCGACUCACCAUCCAGUCUUCAUGGGAAAAAGUGAUCCUCACGAUCAGCAAUGUGACGGAAGGGGACUACGGGACGUACAACUGUACAGCAGACAAUGCAAAAGGGCCAGCAACAACUACCAGAAAUCUGUAUAAAAUAGGACCACCGAGCAGUCCCAGUGAAUUCAGACUCUUGUCCAAGAAUACCAAGUUCGUUGUUAAUAUCACCUGGACAGCAGGUUCUCAUGGCGAACUGAACACAACUCACACAGUACAGCUGAAAAAAGCAGGGACAGAUCAGUGGGAAGUUGUGGGUAGCCUUGAACAAACUACAGCCCAGCAGCAGCAGCGUACGUUCAACAUUGCACUCGACCUGAAGGCACAGCAGGCUGGGGACUAUCAGAUCAGAAUAAAUGCCAGGAACACACAGGGAGAGGCAUGGUCUGAGUCUGUGGAUCUGAAACUGGAAGCAAGCCAUCGCCUGUCUGGAAGGAUGACAACGAAUGAAAACUGGGUGGAGGCCUUGAAAGACAGCGAGUCAACUGAAUUCCGACUAAAGGCAGCUUUGUGGGAGAGAAAUUUGGACACAGUUUUUAGUUCUUUAAUCGGAUAUGAGGGUGCGACCAUAACACAGUUCAGCCAGGGCAGUGUUGUAGGGGACUUUCAAGCAGUGGUGGCCGAGUCAGAAACACAGGCAGCUAUAGAAGCUUUCGAGACACAAGUCAACGCAGGCAGUGUGGGCGAUCUUACUGUGGUCAAGGAGAGCUCACAAAUUUCUGUCACAAGGCCUCCUGAUGGAGGAGUUAACAUCACUUCUACCACCAUCAUCAUCAUAGCUGCAGCAAGAAAGGCGGAGCGCCUGAAGAAGGCCUAG